Molecule: messenger RNA, 9635 nt
Organism: Thunnus maccoyii (southern bluefin tuna)
Lineage: Eukaryota; Metazoa; Chordata; Actinopteri; Scombriformes; Scombridae
Gene: lmtk3
Product: lemur tyrosine kinase 3
Exons: 16
Coding region: 522-8888 (2788 amino acids)
Biological process (GO): protein phosphorylation
Molecular function (GO): ATP binding; protein kinase activity
Source: RefSeq, a predicted model, not a curated record
AUAUUAUCAGAUUUCUUUUUAUUUUUUUUAUUUUUUUAGCAUUAUGAUGAUGAAGCUGGACCAUGACAAUGCGCGCCGUGUGUGUCUGACGUAGGCUGGCGGAGGAGAAAAACACAGACAACCCUCCAACACUGAGAGACAGGAGGGGGAGAAAAGGAAAAUAUCUAAGAGGAGAAACAGCGGACGGUUGUUUUCACACACGGAGGCUGAGCAAUAAUGUCUGAUGAGCGGACUGAGGAUGCACAAUAGAGCAUCUCACACACCGUGUUUAAUUGCGGAUUAGAAGAGGAGGGGGGGAGGAGGAGGAGGAAGGAGGAAGGAGGAGGGAGAAGCACAACAAGGAAGGGAAGGAGACGCUCUUUAUUAUUAGGAGAAAAGCGGAGGGGGUGAGACAGAGACAGCGUGAGCCGGGAGACGGCACAGACCGUGGCGGGGGGGACGGGAGAGAGGAGGACACCGACACCGACAGUCGGCAGCGUCGCUCGGAUGCUGUUGUUGUUGCUGCUCCGGACGCGGCGACGAUGCGGCCACACUGCUGGGUGAUGGUAGCGCUGGCGGGGAUCAUGUCGUACUUCAGCCCGGAGAGAGCCCUCGGAGCCCCGCAGAGGGAAGUUUCUCAGACCAGGGCUGCAUCCCUCUCUCCUCCACCUUACGUCGUCAUCCUCAUCUCUUGCUCGGGGCUCGUCUCUUUUGUUCUGCUGCUCCUCACCUGCCUGUGCUGUAAGAGGGGAGGAGUGGGAUUCAAUGAGUUUGACAAUGCCGACGGGGAGGAGUGCUCCGGAGGAUCCAGUCCCAUCCAGGAGGACAGCCUUUCGUCAUGUCCUUCCCUACCAGAGGUCUACACCUUACCAGUCAGAGACAGGCCCAACUGCCCCGCCCUGCAGGACGGAGCAGACUCCAAGUCUCAGUGCUUCAAAAGACACACUUUAAACUACCUUCAGGAGAUAGGAAAUGGCUGGUUCGGAAAAGUGAUCCUGGCUGAAGUGCUGUGUGACUGCAGCUCCUCUCAGGCCGUGGUGAAGGAGCUGCGUGUCAGCGCCAGCCCUCUGGAGCAGAGGAAGUUCUUGGCCGAGUCUGAGCCGUACAGGAGCCUCAAACAUCCCAACAUUCUUCAGUGUUUGGGGCAGUGCAGUGAAAGCAUCCCUUUCCUCCUGGUUAUGGAGUUCUGUCAGCUGGGUGACCUGAAGAGGUAUCUGCGAGCCCAGCGCAAGUCAGACGGCAUGACCCCUGACCUGCCGACCCGGGAUCUGUUGACUCUCCAGAGAAUGGCUUUUGAGAUCACCUCAGGCCUGCUGCAUCUCCAUGAAAACAACUACAUCCACAGUGAUCUGGCUUUAAGAAACUGCCUGCUGACCUCAGACCUCACUGUUAGGAUAGGCGACUACGGCCUUUCUCACAACCAUUACAAGGAGGACUAUUACCUAACUCCGGACAAGCUAUGGAUCCCACUGCGCUGGAUCGCUCCUGAGCUGCUGGAGGAGUACAGAGGAUCUCUCAUUGUUACCGACCAAACCAAGACCAGCAAUGUGUGGUCCUUGGGGGUGGUUAUUUGGGAGCUGUUCGAGUUUGGCUCUCAGCCCCACAGACACCUGAGCGAUGAAGAGGUGUUGACCUUCGUCAUCAGGGAGAGACAGAUCACACUGGCCCAGCCCAGACUCAAACUCUCCCAUGCAGAUUACUGGUAUGAGAUCAUGCAGUCCAGCUGGUUACCUCCAUCUCAACGCCCUUCUGUAGCUGAGAUAUUCCUCCUCCUCUCCUCACUCUUGGCCGCUGAGCGAGGUAUGGCAAGGGGGAGUGUCGGGGAAGAGGAUGAAGAGGAUGAAGAAUAUGAGGAGGGCAGAGGGAGGAGAGGGGAGAGCGAGGAGUCGUUUGAAAGACGCUGGGACUUACUCCGUCCACCUGCCUUCCAGGCUGCAGCAAAUGAGCGGCAGAGGGAGAGAGAGUACAGCAGGGAUGACAGAGACAACUCCUACCCUCUACUGGACCCCGUGGGGAACUGUAUCACCCCGUCCUCGUCGGAACUGGACGACAUCCUGACAGUCACUGAAACUAGCAAAGGCUUGAACUUUGAGUAUUUCUGGGAGAAGGCGCAUGCCAGACGAGGCUACAAACCUCUCCCCCCUCCUCAGCCAAUCCCGACUGUGAACAAUAACCACAGACAGUCCUUGGAUACUCCCACUGUGGUCCCAGUGAUCAGUGCACGCAGCCCCUCCCUUGCCAGUGAAUACUACAUCAGAUUAGAGGAGCACACUCCCCAGGACAAGUCCCCAACUCUUAAAGGGAAGACACAGUCCUCUUUUAGGUCUGACUCGAUUUGCCCUGGAGACAUGGAGCUGGUGGAGAUUCGUAGUGGUCUACUGGGAAAAGAGCGCGUACCUUAUUGUUCCUCUGACAAGUGCGGAGGUGGAAAAGGAAUCCAGACCAUCCGAUCGAGCGAGGUUAAACUCCAGGUACCCAACACAGGUUUGGCGGAAUUCAGAGACACUUCAAGCAGAGUGACUGACUUCUCAGUAGUCGAUUUAGGGGACGAUGAAGAAGAGGAGAAGAAAAAGAGCAGUGAGGUGGAUAGAAAAUCAUCCACAAGUUCUCAAGCCCCAGUCCUCCCUCCCAAGCCUCGCUCCAUGUCCAUGUCAUCAGCCAACCACCUUCACUCGCGCCCCCUCCCCGCCCCUCCACUCGGAUAUAGAGGACUUCCUCACUACACCAUCAGUGGAAAAAUCGAGACAGACCCUCAUCAUAUGAGCAGCUGCCCCCCUUCUACCUUUGAUCACCUGGGGCUCCAUCGGUCCCGACAGACUCUACCCCCAUCCCCGUCCCUCUCCCCCUCCCUGCCCCCAUCGAGCCAUCCCAUUUACCCUUCAUCUCAAAUGUGUCCUCCGCCUCUCCCUCCCCACUCCAAACCACAAAGAAGUUGCCCAAGCUACAACACAGCUGACACUUUUUCAAGAUACAGUAAGCCGCAAAUGCAGAGACCCCUUAGAGACCCACUAUCCUGUGACUUGUCUGACAGAGAGGGUGUUACCAGGCACGUAGCAUCAUCGCACAACUCCAAGGAGACCUCUCACUCACGUGCAAAAGACUUUGACUCUCCUGUUCGUCGAGAAAACCCCUUGCGCCCUAUUUAUCGCAAUUUACCCCGUCCUCAGCCCCAGAUUGAAAGGCAGUCAUCAUCCAGUCCCACCUACUCAGAUGAGGACGACUCUCCCUUCAUGUCCCCUGAGAAACCCAGCAGUGGGACCACUGUCACUCAUUCCAGCCUAUCUGAAGAUGCAGACCCAGUGGCCUCGGAGUUCUUUUCCAGGGGAAUGAAAAGGACCCAGUCACGCCUCGACACCAUCCUGCCCGCCAUUUGGAAGGAAGAUGCUGAACUUCAGGCAGAACGUGUAGCCGCUGCCAAGAAAUCCCCCAUGCAUCUGUUUCUGACAGAGAUAUCUAGCGUGACAGAGUCUGGUGACCCAAAAACAGAGGCCUCAUGGAAGGGAGAGAAGGAGGAGAGAAGAGAUGGAGAGAGAUGGGGGAACUUUGUGCUGUCCAACAGAGGGAUGCGCCGCUCCCAGUCGCUCAUCACAGAGCUGGGCUCAGCAGGACAGUCAUGGGGGCCAGAGAAACACAGCAACAGCACAGAACCUGAGGAGGAAAAUACAGUCACUAAAGGACCUUUGCAGAGAGAUCUUUUUCUCACAGAGAUUGAUACAGGAGGGAUGGACACAGAUGUGGAGGGAGGAUCAGAGAGUGACCCUGUGAAAUACCUCUAUCCUGCAGGAUCCAGAUUGCGGCCCUAUGUCUGCGCUCCAGGCCUUCCCUCGUACACUGAAGCUGAGGAAGCCUAUUCCAAAGGUAUACGGAGGUCCCGCUCCCUCCUCUCUGAGAUCACCAUCGGGAAGCAGGAGUCUGAACUACAGCAGACGGAGAAGGAGCCGCGGAGAACAGAAAUGACCAGAGAGGAGUUCCUAAAGGAGAUCCAAUCAGCAGAGACCUUUCUGACGGAAAUCAUAUCUCGACAAAACGCUGCAGCAAACAGGAAGGAAGCGGAAUCAUCUUACUCCCCUACUCCACUGUCCCCUGAAUAUGAGUCCAUUUGCAUCGACCCCAACUCAACUCAGACCAUCAGAUUCCAGUCAGAGAGCUCCAUACGAGCAUCCAACAAAGGAAAAGAUGACACACAAACUGAGGCCAUCUAUGCCCAAGUGACCAAGCGUGCUAAAAAGAGUGAGAUAAAAGUCUCCACAAGACCCGAGAUCCCGAUCCUUCAUAUAGGAUCAAAUAAACAACCUGUCAAACUGGACAGCCAAGGAAGUAAUGCUGACCACUCAGCUCCCCACUGCCAAUCUGGUGAAUUUGUGUUUUCAGAAAUCAUGCCCAAAAAUGGCCUACUGCACAACCAAACACUUGCAUGUCAGAAAGAAGAGGAGUGUUCAGAUGGCCCUGCCUUACCUGCCAGAGGAGAGCAAAGAGACAGAGAUCAUUCAGAGCACUCUCCGAUCAUGUCCACUAAGGAUGUUGAAGAAUCCAACACUGUGAUAUUGCGUGAGAACAAAUCGCUCGAUAGUCCAAAGGCUGCUGUUGUAGGGAAUGGUGAGAUAGUGAAAGAUGACCUACAGACCAGCAGCCAUGAGAGAGGAGAUCAAAAACGGGGAAAGACUGAUACCACUUCAUAUGAUCCUGAAAAAGAAAAGUACCACACUGAUAAAGUUUCUGCAGUGGAAACCAUCGCAACAGCUGAUUCUGAAAGCUCGAAAAGUUUGGGUUCUCAAAACGAUAAUGGAAGAGAAAAUUCACCAGAGCACAAUGACAGUGGUCAUAUUGCCCAAAAGGCAGCCACUCCCGCCACCACUCCAACCACUCCAGACUGGGAUCCAUCCUCUGAUGUGUCACUCGUCACCCCCACUGACUCAGUCCUGUCACCUAUGACUUCCAGCUCAGCUGACUGCCUCACACCUAGUGACUCAUGGACGGGAGGAGGAGUGGGAAGCGGCGGGUGGCGGGCUCUGGGAAAUGAAACGCCACAUCGAGACUCUGCCUAUUUCUCCGACAGCGACUGGGAAGGGGACGGGAUGAACAGGAGGAGCAGUGAUGGACUAAUUGCUUCCAGGCCAAGCAGCGGUCGAGGAGGCGAUCGGGGAAUACUGACAGGGAUUGAGGAAAAAACUGAGGAAGAGGGAGAGAUGGGAGAUAAGAGCCCUUUAAAAAACAGUAUACAGAUGUCAGAUAGCAAAACUGAAACUGCAGAAAUAACAACUAUCGAGAUAUGUGAGGAAAAGAUUUUCCCAUAUCAAAAUGCUCCUGAAAAUGACAUUUCUCAUUUAGGUGAUGAUAAAGAUAUUUUAAGCAAAGGGCUGGAGUCUACACAGAAAGACGAUUCGGGCAUUUUCCACAACGAGAGCAAAAAAUCAACACUGUUAGGCAGUCCCCAGGCCAAGGACUGUGUCGACUUAAUUGAUAAGUUGUUUUCAAAAUUAGAUGAUGAGCCACUGAAAGGGCUGCCACACAGUGGUGGGUAUCCGAUAGACAACCACUAUACAGAUGGCAUCAUUUCUCAGAUAACAGAUUGCAAAUACCAGGACUCUGCAGAGAAUGACUUAAAUCUACAUUCCAAGGGCCUCGCUGAGACAGAUAUUUUGAUCGAGUCUGUAUCUGGCAGUCAGUCAAAGGAUUGCAUGUUAAGACCCGGCAUCAAAGAAUACACAAGUGUUACAAAGAUAGAUAACGAUCUCUCUGCACUAAAUGCUCACCACUGUGCAAAUGACUCUCUGGAAUCUGUGGCAACAUCCCAAGUUGACAACAGAGAGUCCAGAUUAUCUAAAGUGUAUGGCGUUCAAACGAGCGAUGCCAGACAUAGCAAUGAUGAAAUCCCGUCAGUAGUCGAGCCAAGCGAUGGGAAAUUUGUAGCUGAUAAAGUGAGUGGUCUGACACGUCCCUCUUGGGCUGAGGAGGGUGUCGAAGAGCCUGAGAGGCCUGGCUUGGAGCUUCACCACACAGACCACAAUGAGCUGGGCCUGAGAAACCUGCGCUGCUCAGACGGCAGUGAGGACAAGAAGGCCGAAGUCACAACAGAAACAGAGAAACAGCUGGCUGCCACAGAGCUGAGUAACGCCAUGAAGGAGAAGUCGCCCCUGAGAGGAGCAGCGAGUAGGAUGGACAAUGUGGAUAAAGACUCCUGUGAGGGGCUGGAUUUGAAAACAAAAGAGUUGUGGAGCGCUAUGGAGGAGGAUGAAGAAAGAACGGGAUGCGCUGUGGUCAGGGGAGAGUUUGACUGCCACCGUUUCUCACAGUCGAGGGACCUUCACUUGUGGCCUGAUGAAAACGACCAGUGGGCCUCUCCAGAAAGGAGGUGCCAAGACCUUGAGCUGAGGUCUGAAUUUUUCUCUGGAUUCAAUAAUAAGGCGUGGGAGGUGGGGGAGCGGCUUGUAGUGGGCCAGGAGUUUUGGGAGACUGAAGAAAACGACGAACUUGCAGGAAGUGAACCUCACCCUGCUGUCUUGGAGGGCUGCGAAGAAACAUGGAACGAUGAGACCCAGGGACUGACUGGCAGUCUUGAUGUGAAGGAAAAGUGGGACUCUAAAGACAGCGAUAACCAACAGACUGUCCAAGUGGUCGGUGUACAACAGGAGGAAAAUAUUGAGAACCUUGGAGAAAUUGACAGUUUUAACAAAGACCUGAAAGGAGAAAUCUCAGAUAUUGAAGUAGAGAAUAUAGAAAUCCCAGCGCAAGAGACCUCGGAGCAAGGAAAGAAGCAGAUUUCGUCAUGCACAGAGACAGUCGGGCGCAGGGAAGGUGGGAUGGACUCUACAGAGACAGAGGAGAACCAAAAUUUUAACAGAUGGCCUCAGAAUCACCUCUCCGAGAUCCAAAAGGAGGAGCAGUCAUCGGCUGUUAAUGAAGAAACAGGCUCUAGUUUAGAGAACUACUUCAGUCACACUUUAGAGCAUAAGUGCGCAAAUAUAUCCAUUUGUAUCACCGAAGCUCCUCCUGUGGACCUUUCAGAUCUGGAAAAUGUUGAAUCAGGCUUAGAUUCAGAGACUGAAAUGAACCCAUGGAUUGCUAGGCAAUACAUAGACGAAAGAAUAAGUAUUAUGAAUGUAGAGGAGGAUUACAGAGACAUGCCACUUCCAUCUAAUCCUGUCUCUUGUCCCGGUGACCUUGAUGUCCAGGAGGAUGUAGAUCAGUCAUAUCCACAGGUAGAUAAUUUCAGCUCAGUAGAUUUCCCCAGUCCUCCACCAAGCAUAGACCUUGAUGUGCAAGAUGAUAAGCUGGAGAGUUUAGACGACUCUUUUCCUAGUCCACCACCAUCUGUUACAGAGUCAGAGGAGUUUAUUAGUCACAUUAAUCUGGAAGACUUUAUUGCAAGCAGUGAGACAGAGCCGCGUAUUUCCCCGACUCACAACACAGAUGCCUCAGAUCCACCUCUGCAAGAGUUGCCACCUGCUACAACUCAAAGUAAAGGGAUCUCGGCCAAUCUGAACCUCCCCUCUGUGCAUAUAACACUCCAUGAUGAGAGCGACCUCACAUCUGACACAGGAAGUCAGGAUGAACAAAACAACCUGGUCCAAAAAACAUCACCUGCCACCUCAUCCCCAACCCAAGAUCCUCUCAACGCUCUCCCAGAAUUGUUGAUUUCUGAGUGGAAAGAUUUGGAUGAGGAGCCCCUAGAGGAUUUUGAGAAACUCGAACAACUGUGCUGCAUAUCUGGGGACGAGGAGGACACUUUGGGACACCUUUUCUUGGGGAACCUAGAGCUCUUGGAGUCUUUGAAGAAAACGCCUGACCAGAAAGGCAGCAGUGCUGGUAUUAGUGACACAGGAGAGGAGACAUGUGGCUCCUCUACUCCCGAGGGGAGCAGAAUGGAUUUGAAGGAGGAUGGGAUCUCUGACAACUCUGAUAAGCUGGUGGAACUUGCACCACACCUGCUCCUGAAUUCCCAAGGCAAGCUGCCACCUCAAGAGGAGAGGAAUGAUGUGCUGAGGUCACUAGGCCAAACAUCUGAUGUCAAGGACCAUGGAUCUCUUUCCAAGAUGACAACUAAGAAUGGCCUCAUGAUGCAGGUGUGUGAGGAAAGGCUGCAGUUCUCCCUCAGUGAAAAUGUGAAAACAAACGUGCUUUGGGGAGCGACUGUUAAAGACACAGUGAUGCUUCGGCCCUGGGGAGAACAAAUUACAGAGAGCAGCAGGGAGCUGGUCACUGUGAAAGAACAAAAAGAGGAUGAAAGCAAAGCAAAGCAGGAAAGCGUCCUGAGCAUUCCGCCCCACACCGAGUCUGAUGAAACUAAAUCUGAGCCGCUCACUGUGAUUGAACCACCUGAGGUUACAACAACUCAACCGGCUGCAAACCAGGCAAUGAAAGCAAAACUCGCUCGCCUGUCUCUCGCCCUCCCUCCUCUUGCCCUGACUCUUCCCCUCACCCCCACUGGUAAAGGAGGAUUUGGGGACGGGGCGAUUGGAAGUCGGAUCGGGAGGCGGAGAGGUCUGUCCUCGGGAAGCGACCCUGAUGAUGAGGAAGAGGACGAACAGGAGGACGAAAGCUCCCGGAGGGUGAUUGUUGUCACCGAAACAGACGUGGACAAACGCGUCGGCCUGCGGAGUCUGCUGAAGUCACCUAAGGAACCGAUGGACAGAGAAAAGGACAGAGGAAGAAACGUGUCCUUUUUUGAUGAUGUCACCAUUUAUCUUUUUGAUCAGGAAACUCCAACUAAUGAGUUGAGCACUUCAGCACCCACCGGUCCAGCACCAGUGUCUGUCAAAAGCACCAAGUUGGAUUUGCACGGGCCGAAAAGCAAGGAAUCAAAAAGGAAAGAUAAUUUAUCAAUCAAACCAAGGUCGCCUGUGGGGGCCAAUCCAGUGACAUCAUCGCGCUUCACUGUCAGCCCUGCCGACGACCCCCACUUGGUGUGAUGUCACAUGUCAUCAUGGGAACCUUUAGAGCUGAACCCUCUGAGACUGGCCAGUGAAUUAACCCCAACAACCAGCCAUUCACCCAGAGGCUAUUUUUUUAUUGAAUAGGCAACUGAAAGAAUAAGACUCCCGUUCUAAAAGCUGGACACAUUCCAGGUUUUACCAGCGACAGGAUUUUGUAUGACAGGGGUUGUUGUGCUCCUGCCUGCCACUGUUUACAGAGUUUAUUCAUAGCCUUUGGCUACAAAAGUCUUUGGAAAAGGCAGCAUAUGCUAGGAGAAGAGGAGCCUGGAGCUUUGUAAAAUCUGAAACAGAUUUGACAGCUAUGCAGUGGGAGUCUUGCUGUGUACCAGCUUACCUUCUCUUUUUCUGCUUCAUUCUGUUGUAUUAUUCCCCAGAUGUGCGGGGAAUGCACUUUCUUUAGUCACUCAUCUGUCUAUGUAAACGCUUGGAUUCCAGUCCUCUCUUUAUUAAAAGGUUUUUCAUUGAAGUCAGUCAGUUGUUCUUGUAGGCAGCAGUUUGGAACAGAAUUUGCUUGACUCCUGUAUUUGAGAAUACUCAUUCGCAUUUGUACAAAUAUCAUAAUACAAGUGUAUACAAUAUCAUUUUAGAGCUGUUUACUUUUAGAUGUAUUCUUAGACUGCACGAAAAAUGAAACAAGCUACAUUUAUUUAUACUUUUAGUUCUAAAAGCUUUCUCUUACUUACUAUUAAUUUAUAUAUUUAUUGUUUUAUUUAUUUAUGUAAA